AUGGCUGCAUGGAGAGCUGCCGGAUUAAAACUAUUCAGCUACAUCAACUAUUCCAACAUUGCCGCACGUUUGCUGCGUAAGGCACUGAAGCCGGAACUUAGAGCGCAAGCUGCCCGACGGGAUGAUUCGCACAUCAAAUUUACCAAAUGGCAGGGUGGCAAGCCGGAAAGUAAGUAAACAU
This is a messenger RNA of Anopheles maculipalpis, 181 nucleotides long. Its product is annotated as protein stunted-like. Gene Ontology annotation, molecular function: proton-transporting ATP synthase activity, rotational mechanism. Gene Ontology annotation, biological process: proton motive force-driven mitochondrial ATP synthesis. The coding region runs from base 1 to 177 and encodes 58 amino acids. The transcript is spliced from 2 exons. NCBI's taxonomy places the organism in Eukaryota, Metazoa, Arthropoda, Insecta, Diptera, Culicidae. The record is from RefSeq and is a predicted model, not a curated record. Gene Ontology annotation, cellular component: mitochondrial inner membrane.